Messenger RNA from Bactrocera tryoni, 747 nucleotides. RefSeq lists its product as uncharacterized. The transcript has 2 exons. NCBI's taxonomy places the organism in Eukaryota, Metazoa, Arthropoda, Insecta, Diptera, Tephritidae. Bases 70 to 708 code for a protein of 212 amino acids. The record is from RefSeq and is a predicted model, not a curated record.
GUUUAUAACGAUCGUUGAAAUUGGUGCAUUUUCUAUUAACUAAACGUGUGAGUGGCCUGUAAGAGUAAUAUGGACGUGGAUAUGGCAUCAUCGUCAACGCCAACCAUGCGCUCGGCAGUUUCAGCCCCUCGCUCCGAAGCUGCCCCAAUAGCAGCACCCCGGACCAACAUGGCACCGGCAGCGCCUCGAACAACAACAGGCGCCACCGCGACAAAGCCUCCGCGUCGAAGCACGCCAGGAUUACCAGCGGAUCUGCAACGAAUUCGUUGUCCACUAUGCCGCCGUCCGCAUCGGCUAUCGCACUGCGGUAUCUUCAAAGGCAUGCCGCCGAUGCAACGCCAGCAGGUGGCACAGGCGCACGGGUAUUGCCUGAACUGUCUGGCAACUUCCCAUGCAACUCAGGAGUGCCCAUCAAAUAAUCGUUGCCAAAUCUGUGUGCGGGCUCACCAUACGCUGUUGCACCGCACUACCAGACGCGACUCCGGGCGACCACCGGCUCCUCGCACCAGCGGUAACGUCAGGCGUUCUCACAGAACGCCUGUGACGGCUUACCGCCGGCGUGGACACUCUCCAGCAGAAUCUCGUUCCUGGCGCCAAAACCGGACAACGUCAACACGGCGCCAUCAGCUUAGGCCGCAAUCCCGGCGGUCAACAGGCCUCAGCAGCGUUGUAGCUACGCUACAGCAGCUACAGCGGCUUCUAGGCUAAAUACUCGCCUAGGGGGGCCGGGAUGGCUAAAUGAGUAGC